AUGGGGAUAACGUGGACUCUGACCGAGGAGAACAUUACUGUUACGAGGCUGGACAAAACAGUAACUGCCAACACACGCAGUAAGUUAAUGUCAACAUUUAGAGGCCAGUUGUCAGUAGAACGGGACCAGCGGCUGCAGAGCCUUCCCAACCAGGGAAAGACAAUGACUUGUGUUGCGCAAGACAGAUCGAGCUCGCACUUUUUCCGAACGGGAUCCUACACUCGUUUCACUGACUGGAGGUUCAUUCACAAAGCCAAGCUAAACCUCCUACCGGUGAAUGGUGCAAGGCCGUGGGACCACAAGAACGACAAGACCUGCAGAAGGUGUGGAUACCAGACAGAAACACUCCCUCAUGUUCUCAAUCACUGCAUGACCCACAGCCGCACCUACACGGACAGGCACAACCGCAUUGUAGAGCGCGUCAAGACAGCAGCCAUAGCCAAGUACACAAUAACCCACGAAAACAGGGACGUUGGUGGUCUUGGCCUCCGACGAGACCUCGUAAUCGCUCGUGGUGAAGAGGCUAUCAUUCUAGAUGUCACAUGCCCUUUCGACAACGGACAAGAGGCCUUCACAACUGCCAGAGAAGAGAAGCUGAGAAACUACCAACCUGUGGUGGAAUACCUCAGGAGACGGUAUCAGAAGGUAACCGUAGACGCUAUCGUGGUUGGGUCUCUUGGAUGCUGGGACACCAGAAAUGACAGGAUUAUGAGAAGGCUGUGUUCAAGAAAUUACCUGCGUCUCUUCAAGCGUCUAGCGGUCAGCGACGUCAUCGCCGCUUCACGUGAUGUUUACGCCAAGCAUAUAGCUGGAAUUAGUGCCUAA
This is a messenger RNA of Ornithodoros turicata, 825 nucleotides long. RefSeq lists its product as uncharacterized. The coding region runs from base 1 to 825 and encodes 274 amino acids. Lineage: Eukaryota; Metazoa; Arthropoda; Arachnida; Ixodida; Argasidae. The record is from RefSeq and is a predicted model, not a curated record. The transcript has a single exon.